AGCAUGAUGCUUCCUUUACAUCGCACUCGCCCUUUCUGAUACCAUGACUCCACAGCUUAGGAAGUGGACAGCUAUCUUUGUGAUAUGUAUUGUACUGAUACACCAGCUGGAAGGGGCUCCCAUGAGUAAUACUGCUGGAUCCAAGACAUUGCUGAGACUUCGAAGGAUGACUCCAUUUUGGAGAGGGUUAUCACUGCGUCCAGUUGGUGCUUCAUGUAGAGAUGACACAGAAUGCCUUACAAGACUUUGCAGAAACCAACGUUGCUCCUUAAAGGCAUUUGCAGAUUAACAACAAUCUUCUGCUGAUAUUAAGAACAAUAGGGAAAAAUGCCAUCAAUGAAUGCAGAUAAAAUUACAUCAUUCUCUCUG
Rana temporaria (common frog) is the source of this 369-nucleotide messenger RNA. It is a transcript of the gene LEAP2, whose product is annotated as liver enriched antimicrobial peptide 2. The transcript has 3 exons. Lineage: Eukaryota; Metazoa; Chordata; Amphibia; Anura; Ranidae. Gene Ontology annotation, biological process: antimicrobial humoral immune response mediated by antimicrobial peptide; defense response to bacterium. The coding region runs from base 44 to 289 and encodes 81 amino acids. The record is from RefSeq and is a predicted model, not a curated record.